Messenger RNA from Dromaius novaehollandiae (emu), 1908 nucleotides. RefSeq lists its product as uncharacterized. Gene Ontology annotation, molecular function: single-stranded RNA binding. Lineage: Eukaryota; Metazoa; Chordata; Aves; Casuariiformes; Dromaiidae. The record is from RefSeq and is a predicted model, not a curated record. Gene Ontology annotation, biological process: retrotransposition. Gene Ontology annotation, cellular component: ribonucleoprotein complex. The coding region runs from base 874 to 1638 and encodes 254 amino acids. The transcript has a single exon.
UUUAGCUGUGAUGGAAAUGCUGGGAGGGUCAGGAGGAAUGAACAGCUCCUGGCUCCUUCUCUGCACUGCGGAUGCCACCCAGUCGAAAAGGAUAACCCCAGCUUCAGAUCUUAGCAAAAAAAGAAGGUAUUUUUCAUUCCUGGCAAGAGAUGCAGCCUGGUUCAAAGCCUGGAAUUCACACGGGAGGAGCAGCUCCAGCAACGCAACGGCAGAUCCCUGCUCAAGGGCUGAGCUGGGCUUGGGCCUUCUCACCUCUCGGUGGGCAGCUGCAACGCCUCCGUACAGGCCAGGGAUGGGACGAGAUCCAAGGACAGCUCCCGGUGGCAGCGCUGGGAGAAGCCCGUAUCAUCCAGGCUUGGCCCCACACCAGUUUCCCAAAGAGGAAAAGCAUCCAUUGAAAAUGUAAGUUAAAGUAUGAAGACAUUUGAUCUUGACCCCCAGCAAUGUCCCGGCGUGUAGUGCAGUCGGUACUUCUUGCCCUUCUGGGUGGACUCCACGGUGAGUGGACGUUUGCAGUAGCGUCGCCCAGGGUGGCUGGAGGACGUAGCGAGGCUGGAUGCAGGAGCAGGCCCUGCUCCGUCGUGCGCUCUUCCAGGAUCAGGCCACCAGGCCUUGGGGCUGGCACGAAAGGGGAGACCACGGGGCUCCCUCGGAGCAAUGCCCUUGGCCCAAGGACUCGCAAGUGGCAACGUCCUCCCCCCCCCCUCCCCCGGGUGCCCCCACAGCCUUUGUGAGGUGCUGGGGAGCACCGUGGCGAUGGGUGGACUGAGACCGGCAUAAAACUUCCCACGGGCAGGACUGCAGGACACAGAGCUCAGAGCCAAGGGCAUCGUGGGUGCAGAGCCGAGGGAUGGCAAGGCACAGCAAGGAGAUAUGAAGAUGCCAAGUAGCAAACGGAGCACGCCCAAAGACCAGGGCGAGGAUUCCCACCAAACCCCAGGCGAUGCCUACUGGAUCUUCAUGUCUCCAUCACCGCAUGGAGACCGCGAUCAUCUGAGCCUGCCCAGCAGUGGGAAGGGCAGCUGCACCUCUUUGAGGGAGCUAUUGCAAGACAUCACGAAGAAAAUGGACCAGAACCUGGAACUCAUUAAUGCCAUGGACAACAAACUCACAGCUCUGAGCGUUCACAUGUGCACGCUAGAAGGGCUGAUCACCAGCUUGGACAAGUCAACUGCUGAGACAGACGUGCUGAUCCAGAGGCACAAGGAGGAAACGCAAAAAUGUGUGCAGGCCCUGGAGCACCUUAGGCAUGAAAACCGCUGCCUCACUGCCCGUGUGGAGCAGCUGGAGAGACAGGCCCCAGCCUCCAGCCUCAGGAUCCUUGGCUUACGGGAAGGGGAGGAGGGCAAGGAUCUGGUGGGCUUCCUGGAGCAAUGGUUGCCCCACGUCUUGCACCUCGACACAAGGGAGGAGCCUAUCAUAGUGGAAAGAGCCUUCUGGGUGGGAAAUGGGAGGCAGAGACGAGGCUCCGAGCAGCGCAGGAGUGUGAUUGUUCGUGUAGCCAACGUCAGGGUUAGAGACCGAAUCCUGCAGCAGGCCAGGAAGCUGAAAAGCAUCACGUACAAGAGGAAAGAGAUCCUAAUCGUUCCAGAUGUAGGCCCCCUUCCUCCAGGUAGAAGGAAACACUCAGCGGGCUGAUAGCAAUUUAUGGGGGAGAGCAUGGAAAAGAAUCGCCCGUGUCUUUCCAAGCAGAGCUGGCAGAAGACCCACAAGGCUGGGGAGGACAUGAUCGCUCUUCCCCAAAUGGGAGCAAUGUCAGGGGGUAUCUGCCUGUGCGGGGCUGGGAGGCUGCAGGCCUGGGGGAAGGAGCGGAGAAGAGGAAGGCGAUUGCUAAGCCCGGGAGCAACGGGGGAGGCGGUCUGCAAGGUGGGGUCUGAGCAGCGCUAACCUGGUCCCUCGCAGGCUCGG